AUGGACAACAACAGGAAUGCGGCCGUCGAGGCAAAGGACAAGAGCAAGGGUGGUAGGGGUGGUGGUGGCAGAUCGUCAAAGGAACACAGGGGUGUGUACGAAGAGUAUGUGAACGUAAAGGAUGGUACGCGUGGGGAGCCGGCAGAAUCUGGGGAUGCCAUAAAUAGAAGGGUAAAGUCCGCGGUGCACCGCACAAGGAGCCACUCAGUGGUUGGCGAGCUUGCACCCGAUGCGCUGCAUGAUGCGGAUAUUUGUUGUGCUGAUGAUGGAAUGAUGGGGGUAUCGCGCGGCGAUAACGAAAAGGAGCGGAACGAGAACAGCAGGGCAGCUGAAGAGCGGAUGAAAGGGUGUGCUGAUAGGAAUGAAAGUGACAAGGGCAGGAACAGCAACCGAACUGAGAGUGGCACCAGCAGAAUAGAGAAAUACCGGUUGAUCGGUCAUGGCGAGCGUGUGAACGAGGAAUACUUGCGUGGCAGGGAAAAGAGCAACCGUAUCAAAUACGGGAACGAGUACCGCGAGGGUAAGACCGCAAAAGAGGAGCAGCUAAGGGACAAGCACCUUAGAAAUGCCUACGAAAGACGCAAUGAGGGCGAUUACCACGAUGACAGGUACCAGAUCGGUGAGCACCGCAGGAACGGUCAUCAAAUGCACAGCGCGCGAACAGAUGCUCCUCGUAGUGCCCACGAAAAAGAUACGUGUUCUAUCAGCAGCACGCUCAAGGGAGAAGAACACAACUCAGAUGUGUACAGGAACACCCCUGACAGCGAUCGCAGAGCCGAUGAUGCAGAUGCGCAAGAACGUGCGCACCCCGAUGAUGAGCGUACGCGUGUGUUCAAGGAGCACAUGAUCGAUUUUAACAGCCGCGAUUUCCGCAUAAACGAGGUUAACGUACGUACCGGUGACCACCCGGCAGACCGAAGAGCGCUGAGUAUGCUCGAACUGGAAGACCCGCGAAAAGCGCACUUUGAUUUCGGGCUCGACCAUUACAGGGGCCUCAAUCACAGCAACACGUACGCAGCGAUCAACAACUCAAAGAACCGUGGCAAGGCGAACGAGAGCAGCAUAGGUCGUGUCACGGCGAUGGCAAACAACCCGGACAUACCACUGCCCAAUUCCUUUCAAACAGGCCAUCUCUACUACAAGGACUUCUACAAGUCGAAGAUGACAGGAAAGAAAUCAGAGAUAAUUAAGGGACCGUGGUCCAAAGAGGAGGACCGCCGUCUUAUAUCGCUCGUUAACAUUCACAAACCGAAGAACUGGUCGCUGAUUGCCAAGCUGAUGAAGACCCGCGUGGGCAAGCAGUGCAGAGAACGCUGGCAUAACCAUCUGCACCCGGCAAUUAACAAGGCACCGUUCAGUACGGACGAAGACCGCCUUAUCUGCUCGUUGCAUGCUCGUUUUGGUAAUCGAUGGAGUGAAAUCGCGAAAUAUUUGCCUGGAAGAACGGACAAUGCGAUAAAGAACUACUGGAACAGCAAAGUGCAGAAGAGAAUGAUUAAGAGACGGGCGAUGAGCGUGUGCAACGAGAUGAAUGGGCUGGACAGGCUGGUGGCAGCAACGGUUGGCGAGAAGGGCAGAAGCAAGAGCUACGGAGAGGAUGGGGACGAGAUGGGCAGUGAUGUGGGAAAAGACGAGUGCAAAGGCGAGGGAUCGGAACAUGAAAUGGCUGAAGGAGCUGUGCGCAGCGAUUGUGAUGGAAACGAUGGUGGACGGGUCGAGGAAGCGGACGGGAGACGGACCGAUGAUGUGUACACGUAUGAGGGAAUGGAAGAUGCAGGCGAGAGAAGAAGAAAUGAGGAGAUGCGAGCACGGAACAAGAACGAUGAUACGUAUGACAGAACGGGCGAGAGGAACAGAAAACGAACUGGUGAUGGCUAUGCCAGGCAUUCUCUUGAAAUGUCACCACGUGUAAGGCGUUCCUUCGACGUAUCCCCGCGUGUCAGACACUCCCUUGAGAUACCUGCGCUGCAGUCUGAUCAAAAUGCGUCAUCGCCAAGAAGAAGAACAGAAGAGGAGAUAAGCACGGCAAUGGCAUCAACACGUAUGAAGGUGAGCGAUGAUGCACCCGUUCUGAGGGUGCUGCCGCGCCGUAAUGCGAAUGGCACGCCUUUUUCUCUCACCGAUCCGGCGUAUCGCGCAGCAAAUGUUCUGCCACGGCCCGGUCACGUGCGUAACACGAGCAGUGCAUCCCAUGAUCAGUUCCUAACAUCACAUGCACAGCACGAGGAUGGUGAGCAGUACAAUCACGCGGCACGGUCAGUACCUGUUGUGAAUGCCGAACAUGCACCGAGACGUACUCACAGCGUAGAUACGGACAGAGAGGGCGAAGAGAAGGACGAUGAGAAGGCGUGCGAGAUUUUGCUCUCCUUUAAGAAGAACGAUGAGGUGAACAUUAAUUUAAAGUAGCGGAGCAUUAACGCAUGGUAUUGGUGCUGCUGAUUUGUAAUUAAACCCGUUUAUAUGAAGGCACUUAGAAUGUACCACACGUUACGUACGCCCUGGUAACGGCAUGUAGACGUAUCUUCUGCUUCUUGCAUAGCAUGAGUGUUUUUUGGUUCGAAGAACAAGGGCCUUGUCAG
Vavraia culicis subsp. floridensis is the source of this 2579-nucleotide messenger RNA. RefSeq lists its product as uncharacterized. The transcript has a single exon. The record is from RefSeq and is a predicted model, not a curated record. NCBI's taxonomy places the organism in Eukaryota, Fungi, Microsporidia, Pleistophoridae. Bases 1 to 2406 code for a protein of 801 amino acids.